AAUUAGCGUUUCUUGAAAAACAAUAUUUGGUUUCAAUUGUAAAAACUUGGAAAACAAAUCCGAAUUUCACGUAAUUCAUGAUGUCGAACUUGCUAGAACGCAACUGCAGUCCCGUGCUAUCCCCGGUCGAGGACUUGGAAGAUGGGGAAAUAUUGGACAUGGGAGAAGCCGUGAAGAACCUUACCGUAGAGGCCUUCAAUGAUGGCUACGAUGAUCAGUUGAUGGGCGAUGCUGAGGACCGCGCCCGUCUCCAGGCCAUGAACGAGCUGGAGAGAGAAAAGGAGCUGUAUCAAAGAAGCAUCCGACGCGAGGAAUUGCAGCGCAAGUGGUACAUCCGAUGCCAAUUGGCAAAGGAGCGUGAAGUUUCUGUUGCUAUUGAGGCGGAUCCUGGCGUGAAGGAGCGCUCUCAUAUCCGUCGUCAGCUACUCGCUACCCAGCGUGCUGGAAACACGAAAGCGAACGCUUUAGAACGUAGCAAUAAGACCAAGGAAAAGUGGGUCGAGCCUGUUGAUGAUCAGCCGGAAGAGCCCGUGCCAUCAAAAAAGAUUCGCAAAGUGAAGCUAAAGGGCCACGAGGCUCAUUCGGACCAACAUGAGCCCAUUGACGAACAGCAGGAAAAUCCCGAGCCGUUGAAGAAGAAUCACAAGGUAAAGUUAAAGGCCAUAGAUGUAUAUUCGGACGACUCGUCGAGCAGCAAUAGUGAUGUCAGCUCCAGGUCGCCUGAACAGUCCCCUAGGGGAAGCAGCAACGCCAGCGACGAGCCUGUGGUCACCACUCGAGAGCAGCUAAGCCAGGCCAUCUUGACACGCAGCCAACUGGAAAGCCUUUUAGACAAGCCAAUCUUUGAGAAGACGGUUACCGGUUGCUUUGUGCGAGUCAACAUUGGUUUCGUGGGUUUGGCGAACGUGAACCGCAUCUACCAGAUCGUCGGUCUGCAUCAGGAUAGAAAGGUUUACCGGCUGGGUGGUAAAAGCACCAAUCUCAUUCUCCACUUGCGGUACGGCGUUCAAGAGUGCCCAUCUUCGAUGGAUGUGGUGUCCAAUCAGCCAGUUACUCAGGACGAAUUCUACAUGUGGAGUGGGACCUGGCAAUGCGAUCUAAAAUUCUUGCCCCUCCUCUCCGAGAUAGCCAAGAAGCAGGAGGACAUCGUAAAUGCAAUGCAGUACGAGUUUACAGAGGAAGAUGUUGUGAAGCUGAUACAGUCUAAGCGACAGACUGCCCCAAAGCGGGUGACCCUAGCAUACAAAAAAGUAUGUUUAUUUAUGGAACGUGACCAGGCCCUGGGUCAGAACGACAUGGAAAAAGUGCAGUCAAUUGAUAAAGAAAUCCAGGAGCUGGACGGGCCGUCUGGUGGGCAGUUGGAUAGCGUCAAGGUGCCCUCUCAGUCGCUGCCGCAGCCGCAGCUAGCCAGGAUGAACACCCACGUACCUCUCAUUUACUCCGCUACCCCUUGCACCAAGAAAUGCCGCACCGACCGUCCGCCCAAUCCCGACGACUUCCAAUUAGAACGACAUAUGCGACGUAAGUACAAGAAAAGCUCCGUAGUGAGCAGAAGUCGUGUGGAGAUUGAGGCGGAGGACUGGGGCGGUGAGGCGGAUGAGGAGGACGAGGAAGAUCCAAUGGUGGCCGAUCCUCACCUAGCUGCGGCUGCGACUGCGACACCAGAAGAAUUUCCGGAAGAGGAUGAGCAAAAGGUCAAUCUGCGCGACUUACACAAUUUUAAGGUUAACAUUAACAUCUCAUCAUUGGUUCCAUUUACCACUAUUUUUAAGGAUCUGAAGUUUGGCAGUAGUAACUAAGCAAUUGUCAAGUAGUAACAUUUCCAUAUUGUCCUUAGAGCCAAUGCCCUAAUGUGCAAAGUGAGUACCUCCGUCCCGACCUCCUCACGACUUUUGCUUACUGCGGAGCUUUUCUUGUACUUACAACGCAUAUGUCGUUCUAAUUGGAAGUUGUCAGGAGGUCGGUCGGCUUUAC
Molecule: messenger RNA, 1974 nt
Organism: Drosophila bipectinata
Lineage: Eukaryota; Metazoa; Arthropoda; Insecta; Diptera; Drosophilidae
Gene: tplus3a
Product: testis-specific Plus3 domain a
Cellular component (GO): Cdc73/Paf1 complex
Molecular function (GO): DNA binding; RNA polymerase II C-terminal domain phosphoserine binding
Source: RefSeq, a predicted model, not a curated record